CAGGAAGGCGGACAUGUUGGUCGGGCUGUGGGAGAAAAUCGGGCACCGUCUGCUGUUUUUUUUUUCUCUUCUCCGAAACAAAUCAGAACCUGACCUGUGAGUGUUGGACCUGAGGGACCGAGCAGCUCGGAGGGGGAACCAGCCGACCACCGGGAACAGCGCCCGGGCAGCAGCGGGGGGAACAGCCGUCUAAACGCCGCUACGAGCCCUCGGUUACACCGAUCGAAAUUUUGGAAGAAGCAGAAGUUUUUUCCCCCGCAGCACUUCUACUUGUGAGCUGUCAGAUUGGUUCGUGUGCAGCGGCCUGGCUCCGGGAUGGGAACCGGCCCGGACUGACACAGCUCCUCGGAGGGGGGGCCGGACUAACUUUUUAACUGGCUUUUGUUCGGAUGCAGCAACAUUUGAAGCUCUGAUCCCCGGUGGCAUCCUGCGGAGGCUGACUAAUCUGCCCUUCAUCGUUUUUGCUUCUGAAGUUGUUUUGUCGCUCGUACCGGGGGUGUGGGAGGGUUUUUUGGUGGAGGAAAAACCCUCUUUUCGACGCCCAACAUGUGGCUUUUGUAUAUUCAGCGCAACCUCCAGCGUUUCAUCGUGUGUGCGAGCUCCGGGAGAACAAUGUGUUUUCUGUGAAGCGGCGGAGCGAAGUUCACCCGAAGAAAAGGAACAUUUGGCUAGCUAGCUACCGCUGGCUGCUAAAGCUAACGCUAGCUAGCCAGCCCUCUGCCUCGCCACCGGGCUGUGUUUGUUCGUGAGCACCCCCCCUAGAAAACAGACCGGGACUCAGGAUGACAGCCAAAAAAUCCCCCGGGGACAGUAUGGAGGCUCGAUUCGAGAAAAUCGAUGCCAUGUUGAAGGACCCCAAGUCGGAAAUAAACACGGAUUGUCUUCUGGACGGCUUGGAUGCACUGGUGUAUGACCUUGACUUUCCUGCCCUGAGGAAAAACAAGAGCAUUGACAACUUCUUGAAUAGAUAUAAGGAAACUAUAAGUAAAAUCCGUGAUCUACGCAUGAAAGCUGUAGACUAUGAGGUGGUUAAAGUUAUUGGGAGAGGUGCGUUUGGAGAGGUGCAAUUGGUAAGACACAAAGCCACAUGCAAAGUAUACGCCAUGAAGCUGCUCAGCAAGUUUGAGAUGAUCAAGAGAUCGGAUUCUGCUUUCUUCUGGGAGGAGAGGGACAUCAUGGCGUUCGCCAGCAGCGGAUGGGUGGUGCAGCUCUUUUUUGCUUUCCAAGAUGAUCGCUACCUCUACAUGGUUAUGGAGUACAUGCCCGGUGGCGAUUUGGUUAACUUGAUGAGCAACUAUGACGUCCCCGAGAAGUGGGCCCGCUUUUACACAGCGGAGGUGGUGCUGGCUCUCGAUGGAAUCCACUCGAUGGGAUUUAUUCACAGGGACGUGAAGCCUGAUAACAUGUUGCUGGACAAAGCAGGCCACUUGAAACUGGCGGACUUUGGGACCUGCAUGAAAAUGAACAAGGAUGGAAUGGUACGAUGUGACACAGCAGUGGGAACUCCAGACUACAUUUCCCCCGAGGUACUGAAAUCCCAAGGAGGAGAUGGAUACUACGGCAGAGAGUGCGACUGGUGGUCGGUGGGAGUGUUCCUGUACGAAAUGCUAGUUGGCGACACACCAUUCUAUGCCGACUCACUGGUCGGGACCUACAGCAAAAUUAUGAACCACAAGAAUGCCCUGACCUUCCCUGAAGUCAGCGACAUCUCCAACGAUGCCAAGAAUCUCAUCUGCGCUUUCCUGACUGACAGGGAAGUCCGGCUUGGCCGUAACGGUGUAGAUGAGAUCAAGAGGCAUCCCUUCUUCAAGAAUGACCAAUGGACAUGGGAGAACAUCAGAGAGACGGCUGCUCCAGUGGUGCCUGAACUGAGCAGUGACGUUGACACCAGUAACUUUGAUGACAUUGAGGAGGAUAGAGGAGAGGAGGAGACCUUUCCAAUACCAAAGGCCUUUGUGGGCAACCAGCUCCCCUUUGUAGGCUUCACCUACUACAGCAAUCAGCACCUUUUGCGCGGCACCGCCACAAAGACCGGUGAUAAACGUAGCAGCUCCACAAAGGAAGAGAAGGCGCAUCUGGAAAACCUGCAGAAACGGAUCUACCAUCUGGAGGAGCAGCUCCACAGUGAGAUGCAGCUGAAGGAUGAGCUGGAGCAGAAGUGCAGGACAUCGAACACCAAGAUCGAGAAGAUCAUGAAAGAACUGGAUGAAGAGGCAAACCAGAGGAAGAGUUCAGAGGCCGGCAUUUCUCUGCUGGAGAAGGACAAGAUCAUGCUGCAGCACAGAUUCACAGAGUACCAAAGAAAAGCUGACCAGGACGCAGAGAAGAGACGCAAUUUGGAGAAUGAGGUAUCAACUUUGAAGGAGCAGCUCGAAGAUAUGAGGAAGAUCAGCCAGAACUCGCAGGCCUCGAAUGACAAGAUCGCCCAGUUGCAGAGUCAGCUGGAGGAGGCCAACGACCUGCUGCGUGCGGAGUCUGACACGGCGGCGAGGCUGAGGAAGAGCCACACCGAGGUGGCAAAGUCGAUGAGCCAGCUGGAGAGUUUGAACCGUGAUCUGCAGGAGAGGAGCCGCUCAGGGGACGGAGAGAAGGCGCAGCUGGAGAAGGAGCUCAUGCUUCUUCAGAGCACGCUGGACUCUGAGAGGAGGAACUACAGCCAGGGGUCUGAGGAGAUCAGGGAGCUGCAAGCGAGGAUGGCAGGACUGCAAGAGGAUAACAGAAACUUGAAGCUCAGCGUCUCUAAAGUGGAGACAGAACGUAAACAGGCCCAAGAGAGGAGCAAUAACCUGGAGAAGGAGAAGAACAACCUGGAGAUCGAACUGAACUAUAAACUCAAGACCUUGCAGCAGCGUCUGGAGCAGGAGCAGACUGAGCACCGGGUGACGCGAGCUCAGCUCACUGACAAAUAUGAGUCUAUCGAAGAAGCCAAAUCAGCUGCCAUGAAUGCUGUCCAGGUGAAGAUGUCUGAGGAGAAUGGAUCGAGAAUGAGAGCUGAGAGCCGGGUAGUGGAGGUGGAGAAGCAGUGCUCAAUGCUUGAGUUUGACCUUAAGCAGUCUGUGCAGAAGAUGGAGCAGCUGAUGAAGCAAAAGGAAAGGCUGGAAGAUGAUGUGAAGAAUCUGCGGAUGCAGGUAGAGCAGGAGUCGAGCAAACGUGUCCAAGCUCAGAACGAGUGGAAGAGCCGCAUGCAGGAUGUGGAUCGCCUCAGGGUUUCAGAGAAGCAGCUCAAACAGGAGAUCAACUCGGCCCUAGAGAGCAAACGCUCGCUGGAGUUCCAGCUGGCACAGUUGACCAAACAAUACAGAGGCAACGAGGGACAGAUGAGGGAACUUCAGGACCAGCUGGAGGCCGAACAGUAUUUUUCUACGCUUUACAAAACUCAGGUCAAGGAACUCAAAGAGGAGAUUGAAGAAAGGAACCGGCAGGUACAAGACGCUCACAAAAAGGUGCAGGAUCUGUGUGGUGAAAGGGACUCCCUGUCUGCCCAGCUAGAUCUGACCGUGACCAAGGCCGAGUCAGAGCAGCUUGCCCGGGCUCUGCAGGAGGAACAGUACUUCGAGCUCAGUCAGGAGAACAAGAAGGCGUUGACCAGACAUAAACAGGAGAUUGUGGAAAAGGAGGGAACCAUAACACGGCUUGAGGAAUCCAAUAAAACUCUGACCAAAGAUGUGGAGCACCUCAGCAAAGAGAAGACUGAUUUGAAUGAGAAGCUUAGUACUCAGGAAGAAGAGUAUGCAGCCCAGAAGGAGGAGAUUACAAUUACAAUCAGGGCUAACUAUGAGAAGGUGCUCAACACAGAGCGCACACUGAAGAUUCAGGCGGUAAACAAGCUGGCAGAGAUCCUGAAUCGCAAGGACAUGAAGCUGGACCAGAAGAAAAAGGGCAGUACUGCCGACCUGCGGAAGAAGGAGAAAGAGCACCGCAAACUCCAGGCGGAGCUUAGCCAGGAGAAGGACAAGUUCAACCACAUGGCCAUCAAGUAUCAGAAGGAGUUGAGCGAGAUGCAGGCGCAACUUGUAGAAGAAUCUACGUAUCGCAACGAGCUCCAGAUGCAGUUGGACAGCAAGGAGAGCGAUAUCGAGCAGCUGAGGGAGAAACUGAACGACCUGCAACUGCGCAUGGAAAACUCCAGUGUCACCAGUUUGCAAACAGAUGAGACGGACAGCAACAUCGCAGAAUCCAGACUGGAGGGUUGGCUGUCCAUUCCUAAUCGUGCUAAUAUCAAAAGAUACGGAUGGAAGAAACAGUAUGUGGUGGUGAGCAGUAAGAAGAUUCUGUUCUACAAUGACGAGCAGGAUAAGGAGUUGUCCAACCCUUCGAUGGUACUAGAUAUAGAUAAACUAUUUCAUGUGAGACCAGUCACUCAAGGAGACGUGUACCGGGCUGAGACCGAAGAGAUUCCAAGGAUAUUCCAGAUUCUGUAUGCCAACGAGGGGGAGUGCAGGAAGGACGCGGAAAUGGAGGCGGUCCCUCAGGGCGACAAGACCAACUGUUUCCCACACAAAGGUCACGAGUUCAUCCCUACGCUAUAUCACUUCCCUUCAAACUGUGAGGCCUGCUCCAAGCCGCUGUGGCACGUCUUCAAGCCGCCUCCGGCCCUGGAGUGUCGCCGCUGCCACGUCAAGUGCCACAAGGACCAUCUCGACAAAAAGGAGGAUGUUAUUGCUCCUUGCAAAGUAAACUACGAUGUGACCUCUGCCCGGGACAUGCUCCUGCUCGCCCUGACACAAGACGAGCAGAAGAAAUGGAUUGGUCACCUGGGAAAGAAGAUUCCCAAGACCCCGCCAUCUACUUUUUCAAGAGCCUCUCCUCGUUCCAUGUCCACUCGCUCCGGACCAAACCAGUCCUUCCGCAGGAACCCUAAAAGCAAUACAGGAAAGCUGAGCUAACCAUCUGAACCGUUCCUCAUCCUCAAAAACGGAGAAACCUGUAUUACGUAGAAAAUUCAUUAGAAUGAAAAAAAGUAUAAAAAUAAAAAAAAACACAGCGCUGGAGAAUUGCAACACAUGUCAGUCAGACACAAGGCAUCGUGGACAUACAGAGGCCUUUCUUCAAGAGAAAACCCACCAUCCAACUCAGCAAACUUGCAGCUCUCCAUUCCUACCAGAAGAUGGCACACUUGUCUGGAACUAAACGUGGACUGUGCAGCGAUUUAGAGACGGACUCAUGUCAUUGGAGCCAUUCUGUGUUUCAUAUCAUAUGACAGUUCUGAUGGAAACCGGAAGGUAAACUGGGGGUUUUGCUGGGACUCCUGUGGUUGUGUGUUUGGUUUAAGGUACUGUCAUACAGGGAUUUCAGAUCUGCAGUGAGAGGUUUGUGUCUCAGGGGUGGAAAAUAAAUAUCUUAUUUUGUGUAAUUUCUUUCCCCACCUGACGGAUACUCGAGCUAAAUGCAAGCAUACAUCUGUUUUCAGCUUCAAGAAAAAAGAAAUGAAAAGAAAAAUGACCGAUGCCUUCAUCUAACGUCUCUGGCCCUUUUGCCUUUAUUCUUAUCACUCUGCGAGUCACUUAUCAGGUUUGGGAGGGAGUAUUGGGACACAAGUAUUAGAUGUUUUGAGUAUUGAGUGAGGAGCAUGCAAGAUCAUCAUUUAAAUCUAUGCAUUAUUUUUAUUAUAAUUAUUUUUAUUGCUCCAAGCCAUAAGGAAUAUUCCAUUGUAAUGGCAUAUAGGAGUCCUGAAACUUAAUUGAUUUUUUUUGUUUAUUUGGUACAUUGUAAUAUUUUUUUUCCAUUUUUUUUUUUUUUUUUUUUGUAAUGUAUUGCCUUACAUUGAUUCAUAGAUAAAUGGUUCAAAAGGAAAACAUUAAGUUAACAAAUGUAAAACUGCACUGUUUGAAUUGUAAAUUAUUUGUAGAAGACUAAACAGGUGUAGCAUUUGGCCCACCUAGUGCCUUAACGUUUGGAUAUUGAUUUUACUGCCAUAUCUGUUUGUUUGUUCAUUUUCUUUCUCCAAAAACAAGACAAAUCUUAACUCUUCCACCAUCUGUUUUUUUAAGAAAUCGCCACACAUUUGUGGUUUUAUCAGAAUUCACUUUCUCUGGUUUAAGUAUAUGAUAUAUAUAUAUAUAUUAGAUUACCUCUUUAUGGACACACUGCAAUAGAGCUAGUGUGUCAAAACGAAGUCCCCAAGACUGGGUUCAUAUCACAUGACAAAUUUUGGGAUGGUGUACUCAAAGCGAUUCUACCUGUGUCAAUGAUCGUCCUUGUUACAAUUACAAGUUGUGUGUCUAACACGGUAAUGUCCCGUUAAUGCAGACCCCCACAGUGUAUAUAAUAAGAGACAUGAGGAUUAUGGAAUACCUCCGCAAUCUUUUCAUCUGUAACGUUUUGUUCAGUUAAAAAAAAAAAAGCACUGGAACUAUGAUCUACUCUUGUCUUGGAUAAUUUGCAUGGUUAAUUGCAUUGGAGUCCGCACUGAUGGAUAUGUCAAUAAACAUAUCUUUAUCAUU
This is a messenger RNA of Limanda limanda (common dab), 6443 nucleotides long. RefSeq names its product Rho-associated, coiled-coil containing protein kinase 1 (gene rock1). The transcript is spliced from 33 exons. Gene Ontology annotation, molecular function: ATP binding; small GTPase binding; Rho-dependent protein serine/threonine kinase activity. Gene Ontology annotation, biological process: cortical actin cytoskeleton organization; regulation of cell junction assembly; mitotic cytokinesis. Lineage: Eukaryota; Metazoa; Chordata; Actinopteri; Pleuronectiformes; Pleuronectidae. Bases 783 to 4886 code for a protein of 1367 amino acids. Gene Ontology annotation, cellular component: cytoskeleton; cytoplasm. The record is from RefSeq and is a predicted model, not a curated record.